Aspergillus wentii DTO 134E9 is the source of this 711-nucleotide messenger RNA. RefSeq names its product Ran GTPase-binding protein MOG1 (gene mog1). The record is from RefSeq and is a predicted model, not a curated record. Gene Ontology annotation, molecular function: guanyl-nucleotide exchange factor activity; small GTPase binding. NCBI's taxonomy places the organism in Eukaryota, Fungi, Ascomycota, Eurotiomycetes, Eurotiales, Aspergillaceae. Gene Ontology annotation, cellular component: nucleus. Gene Ontology annotation, biological process: protein import into nucleus. The transcript has 2 exons. The coding region runs from base 1 to 711 and encodes 236 amino acids.
AUGACUUCCUCAUUCCCUACUCGAGAAUUCUACGGCGGUGCCAUCGGAGGUAUCAUUCCCCAGGGCUGGAUCGAUGCAAGUGAUCUUCGCGAAGUCCCCGACCACCAAGAACUCUACCUCUCCCCCACAACCCUCUCGAACAUGAUCAUCGAAAUCAACCAGCGCGUCCCCGCAGAAGAAGCCCUCUCAGCAUACGACAUUCACCACCCCACCACCCCGCGCGGCGGCGCCCCCGCCACCCAAGAAACAAUCGACAAGGCUGCCGCUCUGUACCAUCUCAACGACCUCCGCGACGAAGGCGAUACACUGGAGGUAGUCACCGCGCCGGAGGCGGUGUCGUUGCCGCGAUUCCGCAGUGCGGGUCGCGAUGUAGACGCUUACAAGGGUGUGGUGUCGUUCACGACGCCUAAGGGGCAGCGGAGAGGUGGUGGUGGUGGUGGUGGUGAGAGCCGGGUGCCGGUUUCGGUGGAUGAGACGGCCGCUGGGUCGAGUGUGGCUGGGUCGCAGACGUCCAAGUUGAGUUGUCACUAUCUGCUGGCGCGUCUGGAGGAGCAGGAGACGGAUUUGGUGGUGUUCUUUAAUGUUCCUCGGGAUGAGUUUGACGCAAAGGGUGACCCGCGGGGCUUGUCAAGAGAAGAAGAACUAGCCACUGAGGCAAUUGCAAAAAUGGUGGAAAAUCUGGAGGUUAAGGAUUGGGGCCUCUUUGUUUAA